AUGGCUGCCUCGGAAUCAAAGCGGCCCAAACGAGGGAAGAUCUGUCGCAUGUUCUCGACGUUUUUCUCCUGCAUCCGAGGUCAAAAUAAGCCCAAACGGGAGUCUCAGACGGUGAAGAAAAACCUCCGGAGGGACAACAAGAUGACCCGGAACGAGAACAACGCUCUCCGAGGAGAAAACCGGCGCCUGUGGGCAGAGAACAAGGCCCUGCGGAGAGAGAACAAAAGCGCCCGCAUGGAGAACCAGGCGAUCCGGCAGAGGAACCAGACCCUGCAGGAGGAGAACCAGGACCUGUGGGCGGCGAGCGCCGUGUUCUUCAAGACCCCCAAGACCCCGUGGCAGAGGCUCAACGUGCUGAGCUCGGAGGCGAAGUCUUACUGGCAGCAGAACAACGCCCUGAAGGCUCAGAGCAAGGCGCUCUGGGAGCAGGAGGUGGCCUUCCGCAACGAGGCGAAGGCCCUGCAGGAGGAAAUCAGGUCCCUGCAGGAGAACAUCAAGGGCCUGCAGCACCAGAAGCGCGCCCUGCGGCUGGAGGAGCUGGCCCUGCGCAAGGAAGGAGCGGCGCUGGAGCUGGAGGAGCAGGCCCUGUGGAAGGUGGAGCAGGCCCUGCGCCAGGAGAACCAGGCCCUCCGAGAGGAAAGCGAUGCCCUGCAAGAGGAGAUAAAAGCCCUCCUGGAGGAGGCGCAGGUGCUGGGGCUGUGGAACAGGGUUCUCCGGGGGAAAGAGAGCAACCAUGCUCGCUGGGGAGAUGCCCACUGA
Molecule: messenger RNA, 759 nt
Organism: Myotis daubentonii (Daubenton's bat)
Lineage: Eukaryota; Metazoa; Chordata; Mammalia; Chiroptera; Vespertilionidae
Product: coiled-coil domain-containing protein 70-like
Exons: 1
Coding region: 1-759 (252 amino acids)
Source: RefSeq, a predicted model, not a curated record